Molecule: messenger RNA, 591 nt
Organism: Helianthus annuus (common sunflower)
Lineage: Eukaryota; Viridiplantae; Streptophyta; Magnoliopsida; Asterales; Asteraceae
Product: ethylene-responsive transcription factor ERF024
Exons: 1
Coding region: 1-591 (196 amino acids)
Biological process (GO): regulation of DNA-templated transcription
Molecular function (GO): DNA binding; DNA-binding transcription factor activity
Source: RefSeq, a predicted model, not a curated record
AUGGCUAUCCGUACACACAGCAACUCCACAAAUGAUAUUAACAACCCUCACACUCAUGCUCCUACUGCCGGAAGCCGACACCCGAUGUAUCAUGGUAUCAGAUGCAGGCUUAAGACUGGAAAAUGGGUUUCUGAAAUUCGGGUUCCACACACGUCCACCCGCAUUUGGUUGGGGACGUAUCCCACACCAGAGAUGGCGGCUGCGGCUUACGAUGCGGCUGCAUUGACUCUCAAAGGAUCUCAUGCAUUACUAAACUUUCCCGACUCAGUUCUGACUGAUCCUCUUCCUGAGUGUCCCUCUGCUGAUGACAUAUGUGCGGUAGCUGCACGCGCAGCAGCUGCUCGACGACAUCCGUCAAAUAAGGAGGAGACUGGAAGCAGUACACGUGGAGAAUUUAUGGACCAUAAGGAGGAGACUGGAAGAAGUACACGUGGAGAAUUUAUGGACCAUGACGCAGUAUUCGACAUGCCAAAUAUGUUAUCCGACAUGGCGGAGGGAAUGCUGCUGAGCCCACCGAGAAUGAACUCUAUCCCGCCACAUGAGAAUCAGUACGAAGAUUGCUACGGUGGAUGGAAUCUAUGGGACUACUGA